UACACGAGCCAGCCUUUUCCUUUCUUGGUUUUGAGCUUCUCUCUUACUACUCUUCUCCAUAAAAUGGCAGAUUUUCAUCGUCAUCCCUUACUGCUUCUUCAAGGACCUCCUCUGUCCAAUGUUAAACCCCCACGUGUCUCCUCUCUCGAUGUUUUUCGUGGCCUCUGCGUCUUCCUGAUGAUGCUGGUUGAUUAUGGAGGCUCCAUAUUUCCAAUAAUAGCUCAUACGCCCUGGAAUGGCCUUCACUUGGCAGAUUUUGUUAUGCCCUUCUUUCUUUUCAUUGCUGGUGUUUCUCUUGCUCUUGUCUAUAAGAAAGUACCUAACCAAGUAGAUGCAACAAGGAAAGCAGUUGUUAGGGCAGUAAAACUGUUCCUUCUCGGUGUUUUUCUUCAAGGUGGUUAUUUUCAUGGGAUUAAUUCCUUGACUUAUGGUGUUGACAUUGAAAGAAUACGCUGGCUUGGCAUUCUGCAGAGAAUAUCUAUUGGAUACAUUGCUGCGGCUUUAUGUGAGAUUUGGCUUUCACGUCGAGUCCAGACGCAGAGAGAAGUAGGUUUCUUCAAGAAUUAUUAUUUGCAUUGGAUUGUGGCAUUUUCAUUGACUGCAAUUUACUUGGGAUUAUUAUAUGGGAUAUAUGUUCCAGAUUGGGAAUUUGAAGUGUCCAACACAGCUUCUUCUGUGCUUCCAACCAAUGGCAGCAGUGUUUAUUUGGUCAAAUGUUCAGUGAGAGGUGAUCUUGGACCUGCAUGCAAUUCAGCUGCAAUGAUUGAUCGCUACAUUCUUGGUAUUGAUCACCUAUAUACGAAACCUGUUCACAGAAACCUGAAGGAAUGUAACAUGACAAAAGGCCACGUUUCAGAGGAUUCGCCUUCGUGGUGCCAUGCGCCUUUUGAUCCUGAAGGACUUCUAAGCUCCUUAACAGCUGCAAUAACCAGCAUAAUUGGACUUCAAUGCGGGCACGUUCUUGCUCACAUACAGGAUCACAAGGGGCGUAUUGAAAGCUGGUCCUUAUUCUCAGCUUCACUUCUUCUUCUUGGGUCGAUCCUUGCCAUCAUAGGCAUCCCUGUGAAUAAAUCUCUGUAUACGAUUAGCUAUAUGCUAAUUACUUCUUCUUUAGCAGGAAUCACUUUUUGUGCUUUAUACUUGUUGGUAGAUGUAUAUGGUUACCGAUACGUGACAUUACCAUUAGAGUGGAUAGGAAAACAUUCUUUAAGUAUAUUUAUUCUCGUAACUUCAAACGUAGCUAUUAUCGCCAUUCAAGGAUUUUACUUGAAGAAACCUGAAAACAACAUAAUUCAUUCGAUUGUUUCGUUCUUCAUACAACGAUGAUUAUUAUAUCACGGUUGGUUAGCACAGGUUGAAGUAUCUUCAGGUUUUGCAGUUACAAGUGGCAAGAGGAGAAAAAGAUAUGAAAGCUAUUGUUUAAGCAGAGUUGAGGUUUGAAUCAUCACUCUGCAAUGCCAUUAUUGCAACACAGAUUUGAACAAAAAAGCUUACGCAAGAAGUGUGAUCCAAAUGAUACUCUGAAGGCUACUGAUUCACAAGAUUGCUAGUAUUCUCUGCAAAAUCAUGUAGUUAUAACUUGAAUCUUGGCUAGCUCCUUUAAUUUACCUCUAAUCUAUUCUUAUAUAGUGUAUGCAUACACUUAAGUUAUAACUGAAUUGCUAUCCCUACCAUUAUCUA
Messenger RNA from Mercurialis annua (annual mercury), 1680 nucleotides. RefSeq lists its product as uncharacterized. Lineage: Eukaryota; Viridiplantae; Streptophyta; Magnoliopsida; Malpighiales; Euphorbiaceae. The coding region runs from base 64 to 1326 and encodes 420 amino acids. The record is from RefSeq and is a predicted model, not a curated record. The transcript has 13 exons.